UUCAUGACGUCACAGCUUUGGCUUAAAGCGAAAAGGCUGCUUAACUUUCUUGUUUUGGAGCACAGGAUUACUUCGUUACCACAGCUCAGAAAGUCGUCCCAGCUGUCAGGUGGGCGACUGGACUGAAAACCAAGACAACCUGAAGAGAGAGAGAGAACCAUGCUGCGCUGCAGGAGGUGUCGGAAAGGCAUCAUAGACUCCACUUGUUUAUCGAUGGUUGAGGCCACAGAUGAAAGCUCAGCUGCUGCUUGCAGUAUUUGGCACGUGGAUGUGGACACACUGCCGGAGUGGAUCCUCACCUCAGUUCACCAGGCCCAGUGGACUGCAGGAAAACUGAACUGCCAGAACUGCGGCGCUCGUUUGGGCGGCUUCAACUUUACUAACCGCGGCGAGUGCCCCUGCGGCCGAGACGCCACCGUCCACCUCAACAGAAGCCGCGUGGAUCGCGACCACAAACACUACUUCAUCGUCGUCCAGCCGAGGAGGACGAGGCCCGAGAACGAGCGGGCCGCUACGCUGACCGACGGCCCUCCGAGCGGCGAUCGGAGGCCGGAGUUUAACAGGACGGCGCUGGACGGCGUGCAGCUCAACUGUGCCGCUGUGAUGUCGCACGUCGGCCCCGUGGAGGCCUCCAACUCCCCGACUGACAGCGACACCCCCCAGUCGUUCUCUUUCAGUCCUCUGUACUGCAUCUCUCAUAGGAGACGCUGCAGUUUGGAAGACGAUUCCGCCGUCGGGGCGUGUUUUUGCCCCGUGAGCCCUGCAGUCACGUCUGCCGUCGAGAGCAUGAGGACGGGGACCCACGGGUCCACGCGGCCACCCGUCCCGCAUCUCGCAAGUCAGCGGCUUGACGCCGCCUCAGUCGACGCCGCCGCCGGCCGCCGGUUUGUUUCUGGAAGGACACGGCGGUCACGUCUGGGCGGGCGGCCGCUGCGGACGGCCGAGGAGGAGGAGUCCUCUCCAGAGACCACGGCCGUCCACCAGGGAGUGUCUGCUUCAGCCCGGCUGUCCCGCAGAGGGAGGUCCUUCUCGGACAGCGCAGCCGAGCAGGACCAGGAGGUGUCGCCUGAAGCCCUCGCGGCCUCCCCAGCCUCAAACAGACUGAGCAAGAGAGAGAAGAACCGGCUGAAGAGUCUCCGGAGGAAACAGAGGAGGAGAGAGCGAUGGCUGCUCAGCCAGCUGGAGCAGGCUGAGGGUGUGAGCGGUUCACAGAUGGACAGGGAGGAGGAGGAGGAGGACAGAGAGGGCCUUACCUGUGCCGUGUGUCUGGAGCUUUACUUCAGCCCGUACAGCUGUCAGCCCUGCGGUCACGUCUUCUGCGAGCCGUGUCUCCGCACAAUCGCCAAGAACCGGCCGACAAACACACCCUGCCCUCUCUGCCGCGCCCUCAUCUCACACAGCAACCCGCACCACGAGCUCAACGAAACCGCGAAGACCUUCUUCCCGAAGGUGUACAACGCCCGCAAGCAGAACUUCCAGAGUGCUUUGUGUGCAAAAUGGCCUCUGCCCAGCUGUCGCAAGCGCUUCCGUACCUUCUGGGGAGAGCCGAGGCAGGCAGCGGCGGCGAGGAGACGCUGGCACUUUGUCCACGGAGGUUUCACGCUGAAUGCUUUGGACUUCACCGACGUGCGCGGCUGGCUCUUUGACAUCGGCCUGGUCAUCGUCUACAUCCACUCAGUCAACUGGAUCCUGGCUUUCCUGUUCCUCUGCUUCCUUAUGUACUACUUCUUCUUUUGAGGGAAAUGAGGAGCGCUUAAGAGUUUGCAGUCCAGGUGUCUAAACUCGUGCUGGAGGUGUUGAGCUCAGCUGAACUUUCAGUGUGAACAAAGAUAUCGCGGGCGCCGUAAACUCAGAUGCUUACCUAAAUCAUGAGCCCAAAAACCUCAGAAAAUACUGAAACAAUGUCAGCCUGACAACCAUACUGCAGUAGAGCCUCUCCUCAGGAGUGUUCCUAUGAUAGGAGGAUGUGUUAUGUCUUAACUUCCCCCCCCCUGCCAAUGGCGGAGCAGAAGUUCUAUUACUGGGGAAGUGAUACAAAGCCACUCUUUCUAUGAACUCUACUUAAAAAAAAGAAAAGAAAAACUGUUUCAAGAAAGCUGUGUACGCCAAUGUCCUAACCUACCUAUGUAACGUAAAAGUAGAAAUGUUAGGUGGCAGAAGUGAAAAUAAGUCAUCCUUAACAUUUGUUUUGUUCUGGCUUUAGAAUGAUGAAGACAGUAGAACAAUUAGAUAUGAAAAAAAGGAUGUCUGCUUUACACCGAUUCUUUUUUUCCUUAGCAGCUAUCAUGUUUUUCCCUAAAAUUCUACAAAUGUGUAGGCUUCCCCACAUCUGGACUGAGCCUUGAAUGUUUACGCCGUCUGGGAGCGCUUCAGAUUGAUAAGAUAAAAGAAGUGAGAUGCACUGCUGCGAAUGUUUUUUUUUUUUUUUUUUUUUCUUUUUUUUUGCUUCUACAUGUACAUGUUGUUUUAUUUACAAAGUAGAGGCAUGCUCAGGAAUGAAAUAUCUAACCAGUAAAGACAGCACAGUUAUUAAUGGAUGUGAUUGAUUUGAUUAAUUUGACUGAUUGAGGGGCUGAACAAGAACAAAUCAAAAAUCGGA
Molecule: messenger RNA, 2599 nt
Organism: Perca flavescens (yellow perch)
Lineage: Eukaryota; Metazoa; Chordata; Actinopteri; Perciformes; Percidae
Gene: rnf180b
Product: ring finger protein 180b
Exons: 9
Coding region: 160-1737 (525 amino acids)
Biological process (GO): serotonin metabolic process; protein polyubiquitination; positive regulation of proteasomal ubiquitin-dependent protein catabolic process
Cellular component (GO): endoplasmic reticulum membrane
Molecular function (GO): ubiquitin protein ligase activity; ubiquitin conjugating enzyme binding
Source: RefSeq, a predicted model, not a curated record